ACAUUUCCUUACGGAAACGUUGCCGCUGAGACUGGCCAUAACCUUGCUGCAACAACAUUGUCGGGAGGAGGAUGCCGUACCCUUCCAGCAACAUGACCGUGCUAAGUUCCGAAGGGAAGCCAUACUGCGGAAAAUGAACAGAAAGGUUACCGCAAUGCCGGCGCAGGAACCUCGCGGAAUGGUUUUGCUGCAAACCUUUCUGUAACCUUUCCUUGGCAGGUGACACAAGUUUCCACUUCUGCGACCAGGUUGCAGAAACCUUAACGUAAUAACCCUUACGGCAUCUAUUUUUGUCGUAAUGAUGUCGUAACGUUAUCACGACAGAGUUUCGGCAAUGCUUAUUAAGAAAACCUUACACCAACCUUUUCCCCUCAAUGUGAGCGGGAAACCAAUGCUUUGAGAACCAAUCGGCAACGCUUUUGUAACGUUUCCGAGACGAACUAGCGGAAAUGUUUUACCUACAAGGUUGCGAUAGCCUUGCCUCGAAAGGUGUGAUUCGGCUCCGGUUUACGCAGUAAGGUUUCCGUAACCUUUGUGCGGAAACACUUACGGUAGCUAUGUGCAGCGCAACGACAGCGCAACCCUGCUGCAAGAAAGUUCCGUCAAUGCUCGUCCAAGAAACGUUACGCCAACCUUACCAUGUCAGUGAGGAGUGAAAAGCAUUCCUCAAGCGUCGAUUUGCAAUGCUGGCGCAACGCUUCCGAGACGAACCAGCGGAAAUGUUUUACCAACAAGGUUGCGAAAGCCUUUCCUCGAAAGGUGUGAUUCGGCUCCGGUUUCCGCGGUAAGGAUUCCGUAACCUCUGUGCGGAAACACUUACGGUAGCCAUGUGCAGCGCAACGACAGCGCAACCCUGCUGCAAGAAAGUUCCGUCAAUGCUCGUCCAAGAAACGUUACGCCAACCUUACCACGUCAGUGAGGAGUGAAAAGUAUUCCUCAAGCGUCGAUCCGCUAUGGUGGCGCAACGCUUCUGAGGUUGCUGCAAGAAAGUUCCGUCAAUGCUCGUCCAAGAAACGUUACGCCAACCUUACCAUGUCAGUGAGGAGUGAAAAGCAUUCCUCAAGCGUCGAUUUGCAAUGCUGGCGCAACGCUUCCGAGACGAACCAGCGGAAAUGUUUUACCAACAAGGUUGCGAAAGCCUUUCCUCGAAAGGUGUGAUUCGGCUCCGGUUUCCGCGGUAAGGUUCCCGUAACCUCUAUGCGGAAAUACUUGCGGUAGCCAUGUGCAGGCAAUGUGCAGCUAGCAGUAUACCUUUUCGUCCUUUGGAAGUGGUUAUGGUGAUGAGGAGGGGGGAGGGAAUAUCAAUGAAUAAAAAAUUUGAAAUAAAUUAGGAUUAUGUAGGUAUUGAAUUUUUAAGAAAUAAAUGGAAUAUUAGAAAUCUACAUAUUUCUUCUUCGCUGUGUUAAGAAUAUUUUGUUAAAAUGUCAAGCCAUAUCGUGCUGAGUCGUUUCCCUCCAAUAAAAUAAAAUGGGAGGAACAUACGUGGUUCGCAAGUUUCGCCGGUGAAAUUCGAAGUGCCCGCGCUGCUCUUUGAAUUUCGCGCGGCGCCGGCAUUGCGCAUGUGCAACGGUUUCGCGCGCGAAGGCUCUAGAAGCGUCGUCGGCGUCUAGAAGACUGAAGAAGUUUGUUUUCGUGGUUCGUGCAACAAGUCGUUCUUACCUGUCUCAUUACCCUUCUCAGAUUAAAUUACUUUUACUUUCACCGAAACGUGAGUUGUGUGCUAUACUCGUGGAAAACAAAACAAACCCGUGGAAAUGUGACCAACAUAGUGCCAAGUGCGUGUUGAAGACUUAGGUUGAAGACCGGCUGCCGCUUAGAAGCAAAGGCAAGUUUUGAAAAUUCCAGGAACGCAGAGCAAGCUGCUUCGCAAUUGUUUUCUUAAAUUGUCUCUUCAUUAUGACAGAACAAAAAUUCGCAAUCGUAAAGUUUCCUGAUGAAGAUGAUGCAGUAGAUAUCAUUCCCACAGCCUGGCUCCAUGAUGAUGAACUUUAUUGCUAUUAUCCGAGGGUGAAAACCAAUGAGGAAAGAAACAAUCUUGUCAGAAGAUGUAUUGAAGCGGAUGAAGAAUCAUGGGAUGUAAUCCCUACAGUAGUUCUGGCAAAAUUUGUGAAGUAUGAGAACGCUCGAAAAAAACUUCCGAUGGCGGAAGUUCAGUCCAACCUAGACGAUGAUGAUGAACACCCACCUAAGAGAGCCAGAAAGAAACGGAAGUUUCUUGGGGAGAGUAGUGAGGAUGAAUAUUGCAAUAAUGAUGAUUCUUGUGAUGAUGAUAUGGAACCUCAGGCUUCAAAGUUGAAUCAAAAGCAAGUAGCCAAGAAUGCUCGAAUGCCUCGAAGUAGACAUGCAUAUCCAUCCAAGAAAAUGAUCUACCAGAGUUUUCCAGAACCACCAACUGUUGUGCCUGGACUAAAAAAGAACCCAGCCAAUGAUAGAGAACAGAAUGAAUCUCAACCACAUAUUGAGGAAGAAAACACCAGCGAGGACCACUUGUCAUCAGAAAGGUCAGCAUCCAUCAAUAGAAGUGAGCCGUCUUGGCCGGAUAUUGAGUCAAAGUUCCAGUGGUUGACAACGUCUUUGAGUGACUUAAUUGAUGCAUUUAAAGGCUUAAAAGCCAUGGUCUCUGCUAUCGAUACAAAAAUAGACAAGCUCUGCAUGAACUCAGAGGAGGAACACAAAAUACAGACAGCUGUUGCUGUCUCAAUCCCCGCCAAAAGCUUUUCUGAAUUUGAAGUGCUUAACAACGCUGUUCAGUCAAGCAAGGCAGCAAAAAUCCAGUUGGAAACAACUCUGAAAGCAGUCGCCGAGACCAAAGUCUCAAAUACCAUUCAAAACAUGCUGCAAAAGAUUUUUACUGAUGAACUGGCGGUGUCUUUUUGCCUUGCCGGAAAAAGUUCCGAAAAGAAAGUGUUUGAAACCUAUUUUCUCUAUAAUACUGUUCUGGAAUGCACGAAGGCUGUAUAUCCAGCAGAACUGAAGGUGGAAACUGAUGCCAGAGAUUCAAUGAGUACUUGGUUUACUCAAGCCAAACAUAGAAUCAAGAAAAGAAAAGAACGAGCGAGAAAGAAAGAAAUGAGGUCUCUUGAAAAAUUACCUCAAGCUGCAUCAAUUACUUUUGAUUCAGCAGCACCAAAGACAACUGAUACAGCAGCACCAAAGACAAGUGAUGCAGCAGCACCAAAGACAAGUGAUGCAGCAGCACCAAAGACAACUGUAGAGAAGGACAAACGGUUGGAGGAAGCAAAGGAAAAUGAUCCCAUUGUUGUGAAUUAGUUUGUUUCGUAUGCAGUCCAAUAAGUAUGAGAUUUUGAAAGUGUUCUUAGGUCAAGAGGAAGUACUUAACCUUUUGGGGCGGGGCCUCAGGCUUCUGGGCGGACCCCAAAUCAAAAUUUUCAGAUUGACGGUGGCCAGACACUUUACCCAAUUUUGUUUGGUCCAACAAUUGUUUGGUCCGUUGCUGAAAUUUGUCCAAUAAAAUUUUGGACCAAUAGUUUUUUAACCAAUAGUUAACUUAGUCCACGUUAGUUUUUGGUCCAAGGUAAUAUUUAUUUUGUGGGAAAAAUUAAUUAAUAAUAAAUUGUCUGUUCAUGAUGUGGCUAAUCAUCGCCGCCUUCCGAGUCUCAUCCGCCCUUUGCUUGAGAUUGUUAGCAAUCGCCCGCAAGUAAGUACGGACAUUGUUUUGCUGCUUGUAUUCUUCGUAAUUUCCAACUAUCGUCUCAACGCGUCUUUGGUUUCGAACAUACUUUGAAUUUAUCGGGUCUCUAAGAUGUCCAUGCCCUCCUAGUAGUUGUGUGACAGCUGCUUCUGUAUCUUGUUGUUCUUUCUGCAGCUCGCCAAUAAACCGCCAAAUGUUUAAGUGAUGUGCGACAACUAUUCUUUGGAAGCGAGAAUGGAAUGAUUCAACUUUGUUAUUCGUUCGCGCUUGUCUAUUUAACACAGAUUGAUACACAUUCCAGGUAGGCGGUGGGUAUCUCGGAGGAGUUGCUCGUCUUCGACCUCUCGCGGGGCGACCUCGAAGAUAAGUUAUAAACUACUAAUAUACUACUAAGUAUAAACUACUAGUUCUUCCCUCUCACCUGGUGUAUUUGUGACGCAGCGCGCGUUACAACUAUCUUUCAAGUGACACUGCCAGUACGUUCGGGUUCCUGAUUUAUUUUUUGAGGGGACGGUAUAAAUAAAGCCAUCCAAAACCAGCGCUUUCUUUUUCUUGGACGUGUUGAUCAGUUCGCCGGGCAUUUCAGAAAAUUUAAUUUUAAAUUAUAAUUUUAUUUAAAAAAAUUUUAAGCUUCUAAAAAAGUCGCGAAAAUUUUGAAGUAAAAAUUGGAUUUCACAUGUAGACUUUAAUUAAAAAUUUUGGAGUUUGUCUUUGACUCAUUUCUUACAGGUUAUAAUAUUUUCUCGUCCUCAGCUUUCAAAUUUUGCAAUUGAAAAGUUUCCUUAGCAACGUCCGACAAGUCAGCUGUUACACGAGGAAUGUAUAUAAUGAAUAAUAUUGUGGCUUACAUAGAACGUGGAUUAAAAAAGGGUGGGUUAAAUAUUUAAUUGGAUAAUAAAAUUUGGCCAAACUAUACCUUGGAUAAAAUUUGUUGGCCCAAUUAGGUAUUGGGUAAAAGAAAUUGGGUAAAGUGUCUAGCCACGAGAUUGACAACUGACAACAAAAAUGGGGGACAACCCCCAUUUUUUACGGCAUUUUCAGAGAGAAAAUAUAGAAGAAAAUGUUUGAGCUGAAGUGUAGGGCUCUACGAAUUUUCCUCGCCGAAAUAUUGGCGAUCAAAGUUAAAAAUUGGCCUGUUUUCAAAAAAUUGUGUGUGCCAAUUGAAAAAUCCUAAGUAACGAAACUUGUGAUUCAAAUGUUCAGAAUGACAAGCGUUCUCAAGGAAAUGUGCGAAUUUCGACUUUGCAGGUCGCAGGCCACCCCCUCCGGCUACUCCGUGGAUCGCACUCCC
Molecule: messenger RNA, 4943 nt
Organism: Bemisia tabaci
Lineage: Eukaryota; Metazoa; Arthropoda; Insecta; Hemiptera; Aleyrodidae
Source: RefSeq, a predicted model, not a curated record